UAACGAUUGAACUUAUGGAUUCCGAAUAACUCAUGUGACUUCCGCAUCAUCAUAAUUUUAUUUUGCAUGAAAACUCUCAUUGAUCCAAAAUGUAUUCAAUGCCAGAGAUAACAUUUAACAUUGACCACGGCUAUCUGGAGGGCUUAGUGAGAGGUUUUAAAGCUGGUAUUCUAACACAGAACGACUACCUGAAUUUAGUACAAUGUGAAACUCUGGAUGAUUUAAAGUUACACUUACAGAGUACAGAUUAUGGCAAUUUUCUGGCCAAUGAACCAAGUCCACUGACAGUGUCUGUUAUUGAUGAUAAACUAAAAGAAAAGAUGGUUGUAGAAUUUCAGCAUCUGCGGAAUCAUUGCUUAGAACCUUUGGCAACAUUCCUUGAUUAUAUAACCUAUAGUUACAUGAUAGAUAACAUUAUACUGCUAAUUACUGGGACAUUACAUCAACGUCCACUGAGUGAACUUAUACCAAAAUGUCACCCUCUUGGAAGUUUUGAACAGAUGGAAGCCAUUCAUAUAGCCUCUACCCCUGCAGAGCUAUAUAAUGCUGUAUUGGUAGAUACACCAUUAGCUCCAUAUUUUAUUGAUUGUAUUCUGGAACAAGAUUUGGAUGAGAUGAACACAGAAAUCAUUCGAAACACGUUAUAUAAGGCAUACCUGGAAGACUUCUAUGCAUUUUGUCAAGAAACAGGUGGAGCUACAGCAGAUGUCAUGUGUGAAGCCCUCUCUUUUGAAGCAGAUAGAAGGGCAUUCAUCAUAACCAUCAACUCGUUCGGUACAGAACUAACAAAAGACGACAGAUCCAAACUAUACCCACACUGUGGUAAACUGUAUCCAGCAGGACUGGCCAGAUUAGCACAGGCUGAUGACUAUGACCAAGUCAGAGCAGUAGCUGAUUGCUUUACUGAAUACAAAGAAUUGUUUGAAGGUGCUGGAACCAACCCAGGAGACAAAACAUUAGAAGAUAAAUUCUUUGAACAUGAGGUUAAACUGAUGAAGAAUGCCUUCAUGCAACAAUUCCACUUUGGUGUGUUCUAUUCCUAUGUAAAACUGAAAGAACAAGAAAAUCGUAACAUUAUCUGGAUUUCAGAAUGUGUAGCACAACAACACAGGGCCAAAAUUGAUAGUUACAUUCCUAUAUUUUGAUGAGAUCUGAACACAAGGGAGACAACUUUUUGAAACAAAAUAAAUUUCAGGGGAGAUAAUUCAAUUUUACAUUGUACAUUCCUCAUAAUGAAUGAAAUUGUUUGUAUAGCAUGUAUGUCAAGAAAUAUUAUUAAUUUACAAUCACUUUAAAAUAGGCUAUACUACAUUUGUUAUUAAACAAUAUUACUUCUUUGUUGAAAAAUGUGAUUGCAUGAUGGUUGUACAAUCUACAUUAAUAGUUAUUUAUUUCAAUGAAAAUUGCUACAAAAUGCAAGUUGUUUAUUAUGUAAAGUUUUAUUUAUUUUGGUUUAAGGGUUGAAGAAUUAUAGGAAAACAGUCAUGAAAUGUUUAGUAUAUUUCUCAAUGAUAUACAUUUUAAAUUUAUCUAGUCAUAAAUAUUAGGCUGAUAUAAAAAAUAUUCAUUUAAAGGUCUAGUUAAUAUAGAAUAUAUUUUAUAUUAAUCUAGAGAAAAAAAAUAGGUUAUAAAACAAGGAAAUAAUUUUUUCAAAUUGGAAAAAAGUCCUAUUAAUAGUUUAGUUAGCAUUAGUUAAACAUUCUGAAUUUAGUAAUAAACACAUUUGUUUGUUUCAAGUCAAAAUUUCUUCAGAUGUCCUCUUUUUUUGUUGUUGGGUUGCUGUUCCAUCGUCGUGAAAAUGUAUAACCCACAUCUUCUUUUAUUCAUCUUAGGUGCAUGACUCUUGCUUGAUAAUGAUAAAUAGUUCGCAGUCCUCACUUGUUUCUGCAAAAACAAAUCUUUAUCACACAUUUUUCAAAAACGCCUGUUAACAUUAUGUUAUAUAAUCUCUAAUAGUGCUAUUUCAAAGAUUAAUACAGUAUAAAAGAAAUUUUUUUUUAUGAAGUGUUGUUAAAAAACCUAAUAUACCAUAGAAGUAGAUGCGAGUUAGUACAUAUUAUUCAGAUCUUUGGAAAAGAAAUAUUAAUUUAUGUGUAAUGAUAUUAGAAUGUGAUAUAUUUUGUUGUGUAAAUAUCGUUGUACAUUAAAGAGAAUAAAUAAAUGGUCAUUAAAUCAUUGAAAUCC
Mytilus californianus (California mussel) is the source of this 2184-nucleotide messenger RNA. RefSeq names its product V-type proton ATPase subunit d-like. Gene Ontology annotation, biological process: vacuolar transport; proton transmembrane transport; vacuolar acidification. The record is from RefSeq and is a predicted model, not a curated record. Gene Ontology annotation, cellular component: early endosome; lysosomal membrane; vacuolar proton-transporting V-type ATPase complex. The transcript has 8 exons. Gene Ontology annotation, molecular function: proton-transporting ATPase activity, rotational mechanism. Lineage: Eukaryota; Metazoa; Mollusca; Bivalvia; Mytilida; Mytilidae. Bases 90 to 1145 code for a protein of 351 amino acids.